UCAGUCUUGCAUCUUUACACUUAAAGUCAACCCAUCUAAUCAGUUUCGGCCAUACUUUGAGGUCCAUGAAAGCAAAUUUACUAUACCUGAGAACAAUGGAACAAACUUUGAAAUAGUGAAAUUAGAAGCAAAUGAUGAUGACAAACACCAAUCAAUGUAAUUACAGAAAUGGGCAUCAAUGAUGAAGGUUCACUGGAUGGUAGAUUUGAACUGAAGUGGGAUAAAGGAUCAAACUUUGCAUCAUUGUUUCUAAAAGCCCCUUUGGACUAUGAAGAAAAACAGUUUUAUCGGAUUGAAGUUUUUGCAAAAGAUCAAGGUAGAAAUGAAAGUGAAGAAGUGAAGAAAACUAGUACGGCUGUCUUUAUAGAUGUGAAAGAUGAAGAUGAUCAAAUGCCAGUUUUUACCAAAGUUUGUUCUAUUUCGAACAUUGAAGAAAUGAAAAAUAUUGGUCAUGAAGUGUUUGAAGUGAAAGCUGUUGAUGGGGAUUUUGGAAUUAACAAUGAAAUUAGGUAUUCUAUUGUAGAAGUGUCUUCAGGUAUGGAUAAGGACUAUUUUAGAAUUGGGGAGAAAAAUGGAAGUACCACCAUAAAUAAGCAAAUUGAUCGUGAAGAUCCAAAUCUGAACUUAGUAGAUGAUCCAAUGUUGAUAAUUUCCAUAGAGGCAUCAGAAUGGAAUGGUUCAAAUUAUGUUUCCAACAGAACAACAAAAAUUAACUGCAAUAUAAUUAUUGAAGAUAUCAAUGACAACCUUCCGAAAUUCAGUAACACACAAUACAGUGCUACUGUCAGAGAAAACACACAAGCAAACAUUCCAGUAGAAUUUACUGAUGAGCCUAAAGUAACAGAUUUGGAUAUG
Molecule: messenger RNA, 855 nt
Organism: Limulus polyphemus (Atlantic horseshoe crab)
Lineage: Eukaryota; Metazoa; Arthropoda; Merostomata; Xiphosura; Limulidae
Product: cadherin-related hmr-1-like
Exons: 7
Biological process (GO): homophilic cell-cell adhesion
Cellular component (GO): plasma membrane; cell-cell junction
Molecular function (GO): calcium ion binding
Source: RefSeq, a predicted model, not a curated record